UCUCUCAUCUCUGCUUCUGCUCUCCGUUUAUCUCUGGCUCCUUAACUGCUUGGUGCCUCGGUUUCUUCUACGUCUGUGAGGAUUAAACAGAAAACGCAGCAAGCCCCCGGUGCACCUCGGCCCCCGGUUCCUGCCGCCGUGGUCGCCUUCACCUCCUCCCUCUCCUCCCUCUCACCUCCGUGUUCUCCCAUCUUCUCCUCCCUUGCCUCUGGGGCAGCACCGUUUCGUUUUGUUCCUGGGGCAGGAGGUUACGGGGAGGGCACCAGCGGCAGCAGCGUCCAGGCCGGAGGGGCUCAGGUCUGUGCCUCCCUCGGAGGAUCUGGUCCUGGUCGCCGGCAGACAGGCUGGACGGGAAGCUGCGGGAGGGCAGGGCCCCAGGAAAUGCCCCGUCGGGAGGGGCCCUGGGGGUGAGAGAAUUGAGGAGCUCCCUGGGCACUGGAGGGAUGGGGGUUCCUCACCACCAGGUACUCAGGGGGACCCGUCCUCACUGGGCGCUGGGGGACUCUCCUUACUGGGUGCUGGAGGACCCGCCUUCACUGGGCGCUGGGACCCUCUUCACUGCGUGUUGGGACCUCCUCCUCACCGGGCACUGGGAUUCCUUCUUACUGGGUAUUGGAGAACCUUUCUCACUGAGCAUUGGGGGCCCCUCACCACUGGGUCCCGGCGCCCCUCACUGGCCUGACCAAUUCCUUCUCUUGCCCUCAGCCACCCUCAAUGCGGCCAGGAUACCUGCUCCCCCAGCCUGUGGGAAGCCCCAGCAGCUGAACCGGGUUGUGGGCGGCCAGGACAGUGACGACAGUGAGUGGCCCUGGGUCGUGAGCAUCCAGAAGAAUGGAACCCACCACUGCGCCGGCUCCCUGCUCACCAGCCGCUGGGUGAUCACCGCUGCCCACUGUUUCAAAGACAACCUGAACAAGCCGUCUCUGUUCUCUGUGCUGCUGGGGGCCUGGCAGCUGGGGAACCCUGGCUCUCGGUCCCAGAAGGUGGGUGUCGCCUGGGUGCAGCCCCACCCUGUGUACUCCUGGAAGGAGGGUGCCCGUGCGGACAUUGCCCUGGUGCGUCUGGAGCACUCCAUACAGUUCUCGGAACGGGUCCUGCCCAUCUGCCUGCCUGAUGCCUCUGUCCACCUCCCUCCAAACACCCACUGCUGGAUCUCGGGUUGGGGGAGCAUCCAAGAUGGAGUGCCCCUGCCCCACCCUCAGACCCUGCAGAAGCUGAAGGUUCCCAUCAUUGAUUCGGAAGUCUGCAGCCGCCUGUACUGGCGGGGAGCAGGACAGGGAGCCAUCACUGAGGACAUGUUGUGUGCUGGCUAUUUGGAGGGGGAGCGGGAUGCUUGUCUGGGCGACUCCGGGGGCCCCCUCAUGUGCCAGGUGGACGGCGCCUGGCUGCUGGCCGGCAUCAUCAGUUGGGGUGAGGGCUGUGCCGAGCGCAACAGGCCCGGCGUCUACAUCAGCCUCUCAGCUCACCGCUCCUGGGUGGAGAGGAUCGUGCAAGGCGUGCAGCUCCGCGGGCGCGCGCGGGGGACUGGGGCCCUCAGGGCACUGAGCCCAGACUCCGGGUCCGCCGCGCGCUCCUAGGGCGCAGGGGGACUCGGGGCUGGGAUCUGGCCCGGCCAGAUCCAGAGCUGGAACUGGAUCUGCGGCGGGCUGGGGCAGUUUCCCCCGCUGUAAAUAGACCCAUCUACCUCUGGGGGCAUCCGCAUACCCGGCGUACCGCUGCUACCGAAAGAAGGCCCCGCCCCGCCGCGCUCCGCUCGGCGGCCUCCAGCCCCGCCCCCAAGACGUCAGGCCCCGCCUCCGGGCCCCAGUGCCCUUGUGUAUAUAAACGUUAAUGAUUUUUAUAGCUAUUUGUAAUCUUUCCCACAUACCUUAUUUAUUCCUCCAAUUUCAAUAAAUUAUUUAUUCUCCAG
Molecule: messenger RNA, 1909 nt
Organism: Saimiri boliviensis boliviensis (Bolivian squirrel monkey)
Lineage: Eukaryota; Metazoa; Chordata; Mammalia; Primates; Cebidae
Gene: PRSS22
Product: serine protease 22
Biological process (GO): proteolysis
Molecular function (GO): serine-type endopeptidase activity
Source: RefSeq, a predicted model, not a curated record